UGAUACAACUUCAGUCUGCGCCAACCGAUUAGUCUCAGCAGUUACAACACUCCGAUGCCCCCAGCGUCAUUAGGCAAGGCUAUCAGAGCAGGGUUUCUCGCCGUUAGCCCUGAUCCAAUACAGCCUGCCGGGGAUUUCCUGCGUGUGUGAUCGUGGUUCCUUUCCGGGCUCUGGGAGGCAAAUACUGUACUAGGAAGUCGGUAAACUUGCAAAUUCGCGAAAUUCAACGCCACUUGGAGCAGUUUCGUCAAACGCGCAGCUGCUGUGUUUUUUCUUCUCAGAUUCAAAAAUGGCAAAGAAGUUGCUGCUCGUCGACGUCGACUGUGGCGUGGACGACGCCCAGGCCAUUAUGAUGGCUCUCGCAACCCCUCAUGUACAAAUCCUGGGUAUAACGUGCUGUCACGGAAACACCACAAUUGACAAUGUGUGCAGGAACGUGCUCCGAGUGCUUAAAGUUUGCCACAGGUCAGAGAUCCCCGUGUACCGAGGUGCCGUUGCCCCGCUUGUUAAAGAUGGGUUCACUGCGGAGCAGUACCACGGCAAGGAUGGUCUGGGUGACGUUCCCGACCCAGACACUCCAGGGCUGGAGAACAUACAAGCUGAGCAUGCGGUGAAUGCCAUGAUACGGAUUGCAACCACGUACGCUGGCCAGGUAUCUCUUGUGGCAAUUGGACCCCUGACAAAUGUUGCCCUGGCUUCUAAAAUGGAUCCCACAUUCCUAUCGAAGUUAAAACAUUUGUACAUCAUGGGGGGAAAUAUGGAAAGCAGAGGGAAUGCGACAAUGUGUGCUGAAUUUAACUUUGCGGCUGAUCCCGAAGCAGCUUAUACCGUCUUGAAUCAUUUUAUGUGCCCCACCCACAUCAUCACUUGGGAAUAUUGCCUUCACCAUCCUCUGCCUUGGGAGUGGGUAAAUCAAGGCACGGAGAAGGCUUCCUUCCUGAAGAAGAUAACGGCACACUGUGAAAAAUUUGCCAAGGCCAAGCAGGAAGAGGGACUGUUAUAUAUUUCACCUGGCUUUAUCACCUGUGAUUGUUUUGCAAUGGCUACAGCGAUAGAUGAGAGUGUUGUUACUGAACACACCGAGGUUGGAGUGAGUGUGGAGUUACAGGGGUCACUGACCAGAGGGAUGAUGGUCCUGGAUAAACAAAACAUAAUGAGAAAACAAAAUCGAGCUUUCAUUGCAACAAAAUGUGAUAUGGAGAAGAUUAAGCAGCUUAUAAUGUCUGCUACAAAAUGAGCAUCCUUUAAAAGCAACAUUAGCAACGUAGUCUCUUACUGACUUAGCAAAGUGCUUACUUCUCUGCCAUUGGCUUUCUUGUUUCCUCCUGAAUGGACUGGGAAGUCUCAAUCCACCUCAAUUUCUUUGUAACCCGUCCAAGUUGUUUCUCCUCCCCCAUUGACUGUUGCGCCACCACCAAAUUUGACUCUGUCCUUGCUUAGAAUUCUAGUCAGGUUCUAACGUUCAAAGUAUAUUUUAUUAUCAGAAUUUUGUUAUCAUAGAAAAGCACAGCACAGAAGCAGGCCCUUUGGCCUAUCUAGUACAUGUCAAAAGUACAUUUAGAAUGCAAAGUAACAUCUUUGAAAAAUCCUCCAACAUCCUCUUCCAGAUGACUCUCCCCAGCCCUGAAACCCCUUAUCACACUCAAUUAACACCAGUCAGCAGGGCCAGGCAUGUCAGUCGGGUACCUUACUCCAAGUGUCUAUCUCAGAAAGAGAUUGCUGAGGAAACAAAGCAGAAGAUUCAAAGGUGCCUUCAAAGCUUUCUUGUUAACUUUCCAAAUAACUUCUAGUGCAGCUGUUCCAACCACUGCACCAUAGCACCGGAGAUCCAGCUUCAUUCCUGACCUUGAGGGCUGUCUGGGUGAGGUUUGCAUGUUUGGCCCUCUGACCGUGUGGCCUUUCUUCCACAUCCCAAAGUUGUGUGGGCUAGUGGUUUAAACUUGCAUACUGUAAACUUCCACUAGUAUGCUGGAGAGUGUAGCAGUUAGAACAGUACCUAUGAUUGUUCCGGAGUUCAAUUCCUGCUGCUGUCUGUAAGGAGUUUGCACAAGCUCUCCUUGACCCUGUGGAUUUCCUCCGCAAGCUCUGGUUUCCUCCCACGUUCCAAGGUGAACUGGCUGGGCCUAGUAAAUUGUGGGGAUGCUACAUUGGUGCCAGGAGCAUGGAGACAAUAGCUGGCUGCCCCAGCAGAAUUCAUGAACUAUGCUGGUUGCUGACACAAACUGCCUUUUCUUACUGUAUAUUUCGAUGCUUUGAUGAACAUGUAAUAAAUGAAUCUUAACUAAUCUUUACGCUUGAGUGGUGC
Hypanus sabinus (Atlantic stingray) is the source of this 2305-nucleotide messenger RNA. Its product is annotated as inosine-uridine preferring nucleoside hydrolase-like. Bases 290 to 1237 code for a protein of 315 amino acids. The transcript is spliced from 5 exons. Lineage: Eukaryota; Metazoa; Chordata; Chondrichthyes; Myliobatiformes; Dasyatidae. The record is from RefSeq and is a predicted model, not a curated record. Gene Ontology annotation, molecular function: hydrolase activity, hydrolyzing N-glycosyl compounds.